GAUCCCGUCCCAUGGGUGCCUCCACCCCCCGCCACCAUUCCAGCAGCUCGACCCUCCCGCGAUCCCUCCUCGCCAAGCGGAUCGUCACCUUCGCGCUCUACGCCCUCAUCCCGCUCGCCCUCCUCCACUACCUCAUCUCCCUCCCUUCUCCUGCCCAUCAGACCGCCGCCGCCGCCACCUCCUCCUCCCCGUCACCGCCGCGGGGCACCAAGGUCGCCGCGGUUAAGGAGAAGGCGGUGGCCGCGGGAGCCAAAAGGACGCGCGCGGCGCCGCGGUGCGACUACUCGGAUGGGGCGUGGGUGCGGAGCGCGGCGGCGCCGCUGUACAACGGGACGAGCUGCGGCGGGACGAUCAAGGCCGGGCAGAACUGCGAGGCGCACGGGCGGCCCGACGCGGGGUACCUCCGCUGGCGGUGGCGCCCGCGCGGUUGCGCGCUCCCGCCCUUCGACCCGGCCGAGUUCCUGCGCCUCGUCCGCGGCCGCCACGUCGCCUUCGUGGGCGACUCCCUGGCGCGGAAUCAGUGCGAAUCCCUCGUCUGCCUGCUCAGCUCGGCGUUCCCGGCCCACCUCGUGCGCGGCGCGGGCGGCGGCGACGGGGACGGCGACGGCGACGAGCUCCGCAAGUUCCGGCGGUGGGCGUUCCCGUCCCACGACGCCACGGUGUCCGUGUUCUGGUCACCGUUCCUGGUGAACGGCACGGAGAAGGCCAAGGGGGGAGCGGCGGGGCUGGACCACAACCGGCUCUUCCUGGACCAGCCCGACGAGCGGUGGGCGGCGGAGCUCCCCGGCAUCGACGUGGUGGUGCUGUCCGCGGGGCACUGGUUCCUGCACCCGGCCAUGUUCUACGACCGCGGCGCCGUGGUCGGGUGCCACCACUGCCCGGAGCCCAACCGCACGGAGACGGGCUUCUUCGGCGCGUUCCGCCUCGCCGUCCGCGGCGCGCUCCGCGAGGUCGUCCUCCGCGGCGCCCGGGCGCAGCAGCAGGAGUGGCACGGCCGCCGCCCGAAGCUGGCCGUGGUGACGACGUUCUCGCCGGCGCACUUCGAGGGGGACUGGGACAGCCCGACCGCGUGCGCGCGCACGGAGCCGUACGCGCCCGGGGAGCGGGGGAUGGAGUACAUGGACGGCGAGAUGCUCCGCGCCGAGGCGGAGGAGGUCACGGCGGCGGCCGCGGAUGCCAGGGCGCGCGGGGCCGGCGUCACGGUGGAGGCGCUGCGGGUGACGCGGAUGGCGGCGCUGCGCGCCGAUGGGCACCCGGGCGCGUACAUGCACCCGUUCCCGUUCGCCGGCGGCGCGAGGGAGCGCGUGCCCAACGACUGCGUGCACUGGUGCCUGCCCGGGCCCAUCGACACGUGGAACGAGAUCCUGCUGCAGCUCGUCAAGCGCUGGGCCGACGGCGCCGGCGCCGACGCCGCCGCCGAGUCCUCGUCCUCGUCGCCGUGAACCUACUUUUUACCACGCUCAGACUGAAGGGACACUAGUAGGACGGGGAAUCGGGUUCUAACGCCCUCGGUAAAAACGAGCAGCUGAGGUUUUUGGGUGGUGGUAGUAACAGUUUGAGUGGUUCUGCAGGUUCUUUUGCGCUUGUUGUAUUGCUUUCCGUCCUAGGAAUGAUGGAAUCUGGAAUUAGAG
Panicum hallii is the source of this 1631-nucleotide messenger RNA. Its product is annotated as protein ALTERED XYLOGLUCAN 4-like. Lineage: Eukaryota; Viridiplantae; Streptophyta; Magnoliopsida; Poales; Poaceae. The transcript has a single exon. The coding region runs from base 12 to 1442 and encodes 476 amino acids. Gene Ontology annotation, molecular function: O-acetyltransferase activity. Gene Ontology annotation, cellular component: Golgi apparatus. The record is from RefSeq and is a predicted model, not a curated record.